UGCUGACCAGCAGGUGAUGAUGAUUUGAGUUGAUUACUGCCUCUAUAAGAAAUACCUGUUUUUCUCUUUCACACUCGCCUGAGGAAGAUCUUACAGAUCGAAACGUUGCCUUAAAAAGACAAACAGUGUUCAGACCUCCUUUGUGCUCUGCAGCUCUGUCACUGGAGGAUCCUGGGACAGUGUUUCGUCCGGGUGGCCCCGUUGCAGCCGCCGGCCAAUAUACAGCACGCCAGGGGGCCACAUCGGCCUUGUUGCGAGGCCCUUCCUGCUAUUCAAAUGUCCGGAGAGAGGAGGGACCAGCCGGCAGCUUAUAAGAGCAGGACGCGCGUCUCUCUCUGCUGGAUUUACGCGCUUCACCUCCAGCUGCCACACCUGGACAGAAAGAAACCAGGAGAAGUCAACAUCUACCAGAACACGGUUAUGAAACAAUGGAUGACUGACAAAUAAGAAAUAUUGACUUUACUAUAUUCCCAGGAGCUCAGCUCAAAGAGCAUCACUCUUUCAUUUUUUUUUUUUACUCUAGAUCUUUUCUGUCUCUUUUUUUCUUGGCAAAAAGGAGACAACUUUUUCUUUUUUUUUUCAACAAAAACUUCCAACUCUGAUCAGGAUUUUAUAUUUAUUUUUUUGAUAUUUUUAAACAACCAGUCAUAGAUAGAAGUGUUUCUCCAAAAAGACUUGUGUUUGGGGAUGUUGAGCUCUGUGAAGAUGGAAGCACAUGAUCUACCAGAGUGGAAUACUUUCUACAGCGAGGCCAGCGAGAUGUAUUCCUCGCCCAGCACCAUGAACUCUGGUCUGUGCUCCAUGGGCUCCAUGGGCACCAUCAACAGCUACAUCAACUUGAACCCGGCCACCGCCUCCCCUGCAGGCAUGAACGCCAUGUACCCGAGCUCCAGCCUCAGCAGCUCCCCGCUGGCCUCCAUGGGCGGCGGGCCCGGCCACAUGUCCCUGUCCCCAGUGACCUCGUCCCUAGCUUCGGGCCCUCUAAGCCAGCUGGGCUCUUCUGCUCCAGGCUCCCUGGGCUCCUUGUCCCACUACCAGAACAUGGGCCAGUCCAUGAGCCAGCUGGGCUACUCCUCCCCUGCGACCCUUGGCCGGGCCGGGCCCAAGGAGAUCCCCCCGAAGCCCUACCGACGCUCACUGACCCACGCCAAGCCGCCGUAUUCCUACAUCUCCCUCAUCACCAUGGCGAUCCAGCAGAGCGGCAGCAAGAUGCUCACCCUGAACGAGAUCUACCAGUGGAUCAUGGAGCUGUUCCCCUACUACCGUGAGAACCAGCAGCGCUGGCAGAACUCCAUCCGCCACUCGCUCUCCUUCAACGACUGCUUCGUGAAGGUGGCUCGCUCGCCGGACAAGCCGGGCAAAGGCUCCUACUGGACUCUGCACCCGCAGUCGGGCAACAUGUUCGAGAACGGCUGCUACCUGAGGCGCCAGAAACGUUUCAAGAUCGAGGAGAAGUUGGCGAAGAAAGCAGGCAAGAACCAGGAGGGCGGCUCAGGGAAAGGAGGCCAUGGUGGAGAUCACCUGGUGGAGGACCACAGUCCCACAGGAGGAUCAGAGGGAGCUGACUCUGCCCACUCAGAUAACUCCCACCCAGGCUCCUCAGACGACCAGCCGCAUCCCAGAAACUCCCUGGGUCCACUGGACUGCCCUCCGCUGACCUCCUCACACCUCCACAGCCCGCCGGUCUCCCUGCCUCCCUCCUCCUCCUCCUCCUCCUCCUUGUCCCUCUCAGCCACCAGCGCCUCCAACUCGCUCCUCCACUCCCAGUCUUUAGUGGGUAGCGCCCACCUCCUGCCCAGCGCCAUGCAUCAGCACAUGGACCUACAGAGUGAUGCCCUCAAGUCCCUGGACCCCCACUACAACUUCAACCACCCCUUCUCCAUCACCAACCUCAUGUCCAACGAGCAGAAGAUGGACCUCAAGUCCUACCAGGACCAGGUGAUGGCCUACAACAGCUACACCACCGGCUCUCCUGUAGGAGCCAAGCAGAUCUACGACAGCCAAGGGCCGGCCGCUAUGGACACAGGCGCUUACUACCAAACUCUGUACAGCCGCUCGGUGCUCAACGCCUCCUAAUGUGGACACACACACACACACACACACACACCUGUCUCUAGAGGUGAGCCAAGAUGGAGACUUCUCUUUCUCUCUGCCUUUUCUAAAAUGGACACCCCAGCUCCUCUUUAUCUUCCUCUUUCCGUCCCUCUCCCUCUCUGGCUCACGUCCAGUGGCCUCGCUAGAGACUCACAUCUAAAAUGGCUGCCGUGUUUGAGAGAGACCAAAGAACAGUUUGCUUUUUCUUUUCUUUCACCAACUCUGACGAACACGGAGACCGGUUGGUUACAUGGAGGACAGAAAAGUCUUAACUGAUGAUGAAGACAUUUGACUGGUCCGUGUGUAAAGUCAAUACAGAAGUCUGUCUUUGCCUGUCGCACGAGCACCGCACAUGGUGAAAUUGGCUUUGUACAAAAUGUAAAUAGAGGUAAUGUGGGGGGAAAAGGAUAUUUGCAUUUAUUUAUGAAGGGAAUAAAAUUUAAUAUAUCUUGUGCUCUUGUGCUUGAGCGCUCUGUUGACCAGUUACAACCCAAAUGUGAGGUAUUUUUUAAUCCGAAGACUGCUUCAGGCAGGUGUUACUGCAGUGGGAGACCGUUUUAUCUUUUUGUGUUACAGCAUUUCAAACUACGUCCAUCAUUUCUGUCAGAUCAGACAUUCGUCGAUGUAAAUGUACUGUAGCUGAUGAAGUCUGUACUUUCAAAAAAUGUUAUUUUGGUUGAUAUGAAGUAAAAAAAAAAAAAAAAAAUCCAUUUUGUCCUCGCUGGAGCACAGAGGAAACAGAAGCUAAAACUAUCUUCUGCAGCCGGAAGGAUCGAGGCAAAGCAACUGUGGUAAAAACGAAAAAAACAUGUUCAUGUUUCUGUUUUUGUUACCCAUAUGAGAGCGUUAAAACCAGAUGCUUCUCAACAGACUGUAACAUUUUGAAUAGCAGAUAGCUGGUGAGCUGCAUGGGGGAGUUCAGUUAGUUACUAAAACAGAGGAGGGGAGGAGAGAUGCACUAUGGGAGAAUUUACAUACAGUACUUUGCACUAUGGAGCUCCCAGUGGCCAGGUGGGCUGAUAGUGUGUUUGUGUGUGUUACAACAAUACUUAAGAGCUCCCCCUUACAAUGUCAAUGCAUCAGCUCAAUGGGAUCAACGUCAGAAGGGCGUCAAAUAACGCUCGCUGUCCAAAAAGUGCCUUUUCUUCAAAUGACUACUGAUCUGAUAAGAGAUCAAUGUAUCGACGAUCUAUUGAAGGAUUAUUCAGAUUAACAGCGGAGGACGCUUCAGGUCACACGAUGUCCUCUGUGGAGCAAAUUUUAAGUUUGUCUUUUAUUUAAGCUAUGUUGCUUUUCAAACUUUGAAAGUGUGCUGAUAUAAUAUAUUGUUUUUGUUGUUGUUGUUGUUUCUGUUGGUUUUAAAUGUGAUUGAAAUGAUUCAUGUUUCAUUUUUCUUAUUAAAAAGGCAAAAAAUGUGGGGCGAAA
Molecule: messenger RNA, 3519 nt
Organism: Sebastes umbrosus (honeycomb rockfish)
Lineage: Eukaryota; Metazoa; Chordata; Actinopteri; Perciformes; Sebastidae
Gene: foxa3
Product: forkhead box A3
Exons: 3
Coding region: 688-2076 (462 amino acids)
Biological process (GO): regulation of transcription by RNA polymerase II; cell differentiation; anatomical structure morphogenesis
Molecular function (GO): DNA-binding transcription factor activity, RNA polymerase II-specific; protein domain specific binding; RNA polymerase II cis-regulatory region sequence-specific DNA binding
Source: RefSeq, a predicted model, not a curated record